Molecule: messenger RNA, 582 nt
Organism: Nicotiana attenuata
Lineage: Eukaryota; Viridiplantae; Streptophyta; Magnoliopsida; Solanales; Solanaceae
Exons: 1
Coding region: 131-493 (120 amino acids)
Biological process (GO): photosynthesis
Cellular component (GO): membrane; photosystem II
Source: RefSeq, a predicted model, not a curated record
CCAUCCUCUCAAUCUAACUCCAAAUUUUUCUCCUCUCAAAACCAAUCCUUACUAAUACCAUAUUUCUCAUUCAGCGCAGUUUGGGAAUAAAGGAAACCGCAGAGCAAAGACCAAAAAAGAAAGGCAAAUUAUGGCUUCUUCUUCUGCAGUUUCCAUGGCCAUGCCACUGACUUACACAAGUCAGAAGAUACAACCAAGUGCUGUGGCUUUCUUGAAGCCAUUGCCAGUAAAGCCCUCAAAGAGUAGUGCAGCAUCAAAACCAGUUGCAAGGUUUGAAGUCAAGGCUUUACUUAAGGAGAAGGUUGUGACAGGAUUGACAGCAGCUGCCCUGACUGCUUCCAUGGUGAUUCCCGACGUAGCCGAAGCAGCUGACAGUUUUUCACCAUCCCUCAAGAACUUCUUGCUCAGCAUUGUUUCAGGAGGAGUUGUGCUUACUGCAAUUAUUGGCGCUGUAAUUGGUGUUUCCAACUUUGAUCCUGUCAAACGGACUUGAGAAACAAAAUUCUGAUAUAUCUCCACUCUCUUCUUGUAUCUAUCUAAUGUUCCCCUGAUGAUUUAUAUAAUGUUUACAUAACCAAUCAA